AUGUCCUAUUCUGUACCUGAGUCCAUCACCUCUCUAUCAGGAGAUUUCAUUAUGGGUCAUACGUACCCUGACCGGUGGUCUGGGUGUUUAGCUCACCUUACUCCUCCUCUCCUGGACAUCCUGCUUCCAGGGUUCUCUGUCCUAUCUCUAGCUUUCCUUCCCAAACAAUUCUGUGUGGGAUUGACCUUAUCCUUCCAUGUGUUCUUUGUAGGAUUCUGGGCCCAGGUGAAGCUGGUGGAGAGAGGAGGCAAACUGAUCCAUGAGGGCCAGUCUGUGACCCUGACCUGUACAGCUUCUGGGCUUCGCUUUAAAGAUUUUGCCAUGUCCUGGCAUCGGAGCUCAUUUGGAGGCUCAAAGAAGUUUGUGGCUAGUAUCAGUGCUGGGAGAGGCAAUAACAAGGAGGUCAAGGAGAAGAUGAAGGGUAGGGCUUUCAUUAUGAGGAAAAAUGAGGCCAAUACCGUCUCACUGAUCAUGCACCAGUUAAAGAAGGAGGACUCGGGCACCUACUAUUGUGCCACCAUAGCACUGCUGGCUCAUUGGGAAAAUUUUGGUCAUGGAACAGAAGUGACUGUACUCCCACGAGAUGAGACACAGCUGGAAGAGUCAGGUGGAGGCUCACACCCAGUUGGAAAGACCCUGAGUCUCCAGUGCCAAGCAUCUGGCUUCCUGUUUAAUACAAGCCAACUAAGCUGGUAUCUUUGGGUUCCUGGAGGUGCCCCAUUGUGGCUGACCAGUCUUGACCAUCGAUUUUCAAAAGUCAGUGGGGAUCGCAUCACUUCCAGAAGAGAGGACACCAACAGUCAGAUUUUUCUCCAGAUCAAGAACCUUAGCCUUAGAGACUCUGGCUACUAUCAUUGUGCAAGGAGGAUGGGUUAUGGAGGUGACACAGACAAAUUGAUCUUUGGUUCUGGGACACAUGUGACUGUGGAACCCGGACCUCGGGACCCUCUGUCACCCAGUGUGUUUGUGGUGAGGAGUCAGGAUGCUGUGGCCUGCCUGGUCAGUGACUUUUACCCCAAGGAGAUUGAUGCAUCCCUGUCCUCCCUUGGGGCUUCCGUCUCAGCCCAGGCUGAGACUGUGGCUCCCACAAUCCAUGGUGUCUACAGUGCCAUCCAGAUUGGCAAGGCUGGUGACAAUGACUCAGUAACCUGUUCAGUGAAGCACCUUGGCAAAGAGACCCAUGAGUCCCACCAGCCAGAUACUGGGAUCAUUCCUCAGCUGGAAUCAUCCUGCUCUGACCAGGAACUCACAGCAGAACCUGAGCAGAGGAACCAGAUAGUCCUCAGAGUGCUGGGCUUGAGACUAUUAUUGAUGAAGACUGUGGCUAUCAACAUCCUUUUUACCAUCAUGGCCUUGAUCUUUUGAUCUUCCUCCCAACCCCACAAAACUCCCAUUAUCCCAUUAAUUUUUGUCUGCUCCCUUCUCUCUCAUGCUUCCAUUCAUCAGUCCUCUCCAACUUCCAUCCAUACUCAGACUCCUUUCCCUCUCUCAGUAUCCUCUCUUUCCUUUCAUCUUUCCCCCACCCUAACCCCACAAUCUCAUGUGGUUAUCCUUAUUCCCCUAGCCAUUUCAGUUUCCUUUCUGCCUUUGUCUCCUCUCUUUCCUAUUUUCAAGUCCUCUCUCUUGCCUAUUAUCCUUUCUGUGUCUAUGGUAUUAUUCUGUGGGUGGAAAAGGGGAAUGAAAGGAAGAGAAUAAGCUGCCUCUAGAUGAGUCUGGCCUCUGACUCCUUGAUGCUUUGACUUCUGACUUUUCCUUCUCCAGAAGUCUGAAAAACAAAGAUAUGAGAGUCUGUAUUUGGACAUUGCCAUGACCAUUUGAGCCUCAGAAUGACCCCAGUAACCCAAGUUGCAUUCAUUACUCCCUGAGAUUCAAAAAAGCCAAUUCUCAGUCUGUAUUUUCUCAAAUAGAGUAUUGCUCUCUUUGGAUGUAUGGAUAUGGAAGUGGGUGUGGGAAUGGAGGACAGAUAUUCACAGUUCAAGUCCCCCAGGUUUCCAGAGCUCUACUAGCAACAACUUUUCUCAUUACUACCACUUUCCUAUGUGAGGCAACUUCAGGUUCAUGGUCAUGGAAUUAUGGCCAGGUGGGUUUCUUGGGACCAGUAGGACCUUGUAUAGUAAUAGAAAUUUAGAAUAUAAGUAUAAAUAUAUAUAUUAUAUAUAACAAAAAAAAUAGAAAAAUAGAAAUAGAAAUGGCCAUGAAGGUUGAAGACUUGUGGUGGAGAAAAUCAGCUUCAUCAUCUAAUUGUGCUUACCUCUUCUUGCUAUGUCCCUUGAAAGGUCACCAUCCUUCAUCCUUAUAAUUGAGGAAGGAAUUACAUGGAGUAGAGGGUAUCUUAAUUUCCAUCAAGAUGGAUGUGGGUCAUAUAUGAGUAAGGAUUUCCUUUGUAAGAUCUCCUUGAGCCCUUAGUCCUGUCUAUGUCCUAAUCUUCUUCCCAAUACUUUUCCUAAGGUAAGGGGUAUAAAGAUACUUGAGAUCAUAACCCAGAGCCUAGGCUUCCUCUGAAAUGCAACUAAAUAAGACCCUCAAAGACAAAAUGUUAGUGUUGUAUGGAUCAUUAUCUUCCUGGUAAGAAAGGGAAAUGGAAGGAGGUGCAGGAGCACCCAAUCCCAGCAGGAAUCAAGGAGGCCUAGGGGGUCUAGGCAGGGAGAAAGCCUAGUAGAAGACUAGGUCAGAUGUCCAAGAAUUGGGAUGAAUGAGUCAAUCUCAGGGAGAAAAGAACAAGAGAAUAGUCUGAGGUUCCUGGCAUUGAGCUUUAGCCUCAAAUGAUGAUACCACCUUAGAUGGAAAGAAAUGAGCAUUUAUUAAAUGAUUACUAUGUGCCAAGAAUCAUACCAAACACUGGAGAUACAAAUAUAAGCAAAAAAAGAAAGGUAAUCUCUACCAUCAAGGAGUCUACAUUUGAAUGGGACAACACCCAAAAGGUUGCUAAAAGGGGGAAAGGGAUAGGGUGAAGAUGUUUAAAGACUUGGUUUUGAAGUAUGGAAGCCAGGAACCAAACUGAGAGAAUGAAGGGCAGCCCCAGUGUCUCCACAAAAUGGAUAUUCCAAGAGGAAUUCACUAUUAAAAAAAGAGGGCAGAUCUUACAGAGGGAUAUUUCAAAUUGAAAGCAUGAAACCAUAUUAAGAUGUUUUAUGGUAAGAUAGCCCCAGGUGCUGAAGGAAGUUCCAGAAUGAGACAGAGGUAAGGGCAUAGAUUUGAAGACUGGAAGUCAAGAAGAGGUCCCUUGGUCCUAGAUGUGAGGGGAAAAACCCUACAUAUGAACAAAGAAAUGUGGACUUUUCAGCAAUUAACCUUUUUAAGUCAGAUGAUGCCAGAGAAUUAAAAAACUGAAACACCAUCUUCUCUGGGAUCCUAUCAAAUAAAUGAUCCUGAAAGGUUUAUAAGGGGUAAAACCUAUAUAACUGGGAUCUGGAUAUUAACCCACCAUGAUGAGGUUAUAAUUAAGGUGCCAUGGUGGGUGGGGGUACUGGAAGUGGUGAUGAGGGUAGACAAUGACUCACCUUCUUCUUUCAAAGCUAGAAUGGAUCAAUAUGGUCCCUGGUAGCUGUUCACAUAAGAACUAUGAGACCUGUGAGAUAAAUCUCAUCUUGGGAAUGGAAUGGAUAACCCAUUGAGUCUGAGCACAUAGACACAUGGAUCCAUAAAAAUAAGCACUGAAAGGGACUGAGCUGUGGGAGGCCAACUGUCUUCUGGCUACUUUACUGUAAUAAAGAAACAAGAGAGGAAAUAGUUUGUCUUUGUUAGUAUUUAAAGGAGUAAAAGGUGUCAGGGGGAUUUUAUGAUCCAGAGACAAUGAUCUAUACACACUUCACCCCAGCAAAGAGAAAUCUAAAAUUUGAAGAAAUGGAGCAGAUGGAACCUCCAUAAGAUCUGGGGGAAUGGAAUGGAAUUCCAGCCAGGCUCAAAAGCAGUUGGAGGAGAAAAACCAAGGUUCUUCUUAUCUUAGACUCUUUGGAGCUGGGAGGGAGAACUAUUUGACUGGGAGUAUCCAAAUCUAUCAAUCCUUUGUUUGAACAGAAGAUCUCAAUUUUCAACUGGAGCCAAUCUUUGGGAUAAAGACUCUCUUUCCCUUAGGGGAACCCAGAGGUUAUUUCUGAAGAUUACCUAGGUUAAACUCUCAAAAUGUAUAUAGGGAAAUAUCUUAGGUAUCUCCUUUUCCCAUUGUCCUUUCCCAUUACCCUUUCAAAAACUUUUUACCCAAAUAAAUUAGAUAUCUUGAUUCAUAAUAGAACUUGAAUCAGAGUGUAUGUAUUAGGAGGAAAGCUUCAAAUCCAUCAUUAUAAUAAGGAAGCUGAGUGAAAAUCUGACUUACCCUAUGGUCUAGCUAGACUGAAUCCAUUGGUAACAGGUUAGCUUGGGGAUAGGGGGAGGAAGUGUCACAUAGUAUUCAAUCCCCAAACAGCUGAACAUUGGUUCCUUCCUUUUCAAAGUCCCCCUCGCUAGUACACUACUCCAUUUCUUCUCACUGACUGUUUCCUAUGUGUAGAAUGCCUUUUCCUCACCUCCCACAUCUUGUCUUCUGCCUUCUUGGGAUUUCUUUAAGACUCAGCUCAAGUUCCACCCUCUGCAAGAAGCCUUUCUUGGUCUUCCCUAUUCCCUCCUUCAAUAGCAAAUGUCUUCUUUAUGAAAUUACCUUCUAUUUACAUGGUAUAUAAUAGAUUUAUAUAUAAACAUAAGGUUUUCAUGUUGUCUUCUCCAUUAGAAUGUGAGCUUCUUGAGGGGAGAUGCUGUGCUUUUGCCUUUUUCUAUAUUCUUAUUGCUUAGCACAGUUGCAGAAUUAUAUGCUUAAUAAAGACUUAUUGACUGAA
Monodelphis domestica (gray short-tailed opossum) is the source of this 4808-nucleotide messenger RNA. NCBI's taxonomy places the organism in Eukaryota, Metazoa, Chordata, Mammalia, Didelphimorphia, Didelphidae. The record is from RefSeq and is a predicted model, not a curated record.